Desarmillaria tabescens is the source of this 4682-nucleotide messenger RNA. RefSeq names its product pleiotropic drug resistance ABC transporter. NCBI's taxonomy places the organism in Eukaryota, Fungi, Basidiomycota, Agaricomycetes, Agaricales, Physalacriaceae. The record is from RefSeq and is a predicted model, not a curated record. Gene Ontology annotation, molecular function: ATP binding; ABC-type transporter activity; ATP hydrolysis activity. Bases 240 to 4547 code for a protein of 1435 amino acids. Gene Ontology annotation, cellular component: membrane. The transcript has 25 exons. Gene Ontology annotation, biological process: transmembrane transport.
CGCUAUAACUUUGACCUACAUUCAACCUUCAAUCCGAGUUAUUACCUGCUUCCACGCUUGUCCGCACACAAUCAGUGCUUUGGCCUCUCUACUACCUGUACUUGGGCUUCCCUCGUGAUGUACUAAAGAUUCCUUCCAGGCAGAUCUCGACGAAGGCUUAGACUGUUCUAAUUAUGCCCAGGACAAGCUCAGGAGUUAUAUUCUGACCUAAUGGAAGGAAGUUCCAGAGGGACCUUACCAUGGACGAUACCAGCACGGCUCGGGCGUCUUCAACACUUCCUCACCAUCGCGACUCAGAAGCUACCACCGUCCGUGUCGACGUAGGACAUUUCGACCCCGAUGGCAUGCAAGAUUUGCGAAGGACGUUCUCGAAGCGUUCUAACUUAGGGGAUGAUAGUGCCUCGUCGUCUACCAUAGGAAAUUCAGAGGGUUUUGACUUUCAGAAGACGCUAAGGGAGUUCAUUAGGAAACGCGACGAUGCUCAGGUCAAAGCUCGUGAGUUGGGCGUUGUGUUUAGGAAUCUCCGUGUCGUUGGGAUGGGUGCAUCGUCUUCGCAUCAGCCUACGCUUGGAACAGCUUUGGAUCCAAGGAGCAUUCUCGGUAUCAUUCAAAAGAUUCGGCAUCCACCUGUUCGCGAUAUUAUCAGCGGGUUUGAAGGGGUGGUGCGUCCUGGAGAAAUGCUGCUUGUACUGGGCCGUCCAGGAUCAGGAUGUUCUACUCUGCUCAAGACACUGGCCAAUCAACGAGCAGAAUAUCAUACCGUAGAAGGCGAUGUUCGAUAUGAUUCCAUCUCUCCAGGAGAGCUCGAGAAGCACUACCGCGGUGAUGUUCAAUACUGUCCGGAGGGUGAUACCCACUUUCCUACCCUUACUGUUGAGCAGACUGUCUCUUUCGCUGCGAAGACACGGUCUCCCCGUGCGCACAUGGGUCUGGCCACAUCUGAAGAUGAAUAUAGCGAGCUAGUUACGGACGUUCUAUGUACGGUCUUCGGUCUUCGACAUGCAAGGAAGACGCCUAUCGGGAAUGCCUCAAUUCGUGGGGUGAGUGGCGGAGAAAAGAAGCGUGUGUCCAUUUGUGAAGCGCUCGCGGCUAGAAGUUGUAUCGGCUUGUGGGAUAAUUCCACGCGCGGCCUAGAUUCUUCUACAGCAUUGGAAUUUGUACGGGCACUGAGAAUCGCAACUGACAUGAUGCGUCUUACGACGAUCGUCUCAAUUUAUCAAGCUGGCGAGCCGUUGUAUCGGUUAUUCGAUAAAGUGUGCGUCAUAUACGAAGGCAAAAUGGCGUAUUUUGGCCCGGCGUGUGCAGCGAGACAAUAUUUUAUCGAUUUGGGAUAUAAUCCUGUAAAUCGACAAACCACUGCCGACUUCCUUGCAGCUGUGACUGAUCCAAUGGCACGCCUUCCGAGAUCCGACGUUCUGUCCAUCCCUCGCACGGCCGAGGAUUUUGCUAGACACUUCAAGCAGUCUCAAUUGGGACAGGAAAAUCUGGCCGACAUAGCAGCUUACGAAGGGGAAAUCGAAGCCGAGGAGAAAUCUUCAACGUUCAAAGAGAGUGUUCGGGAGGAACAUGCGGCCGCAAGCAGGAAGAAAAGUCCUUAUACAAUCAGCAUCACAAUGCAAGCUCGUGCUGUAAUGUUACGAAAGAUGCAGAUCAUGCAUGGUGAUAUGCUAGCCAUAGGGUUGACUUUUUCGACCUACGUUAUAAUAGGCAUCAUCAUAGGAUCUGUCUUCAUGAAUAGUCCGGAAACUACGGUGGCUUUUUAUUCACGGGGUGGUGUUCUUUUCUUCGUUCUGUUAUUUUCGGCAUUAACUUCAAUGGCCGAGAUCCCUUCGUUAUUCUCUCAGCGUCCUAUCGUCGAAAGACACAAGAAGGCCGCUCUGUAUCAUCCCUUUGUGGAAGCUACUGCGUCAACGUUGGUCGAUAUACCCUUAACAUUUGUGACCAGCAUAGUUUUCGGUGUUGUUGUAUAUUUUAUGGUUAAACUUCAGCAAUCAGCGGCGCAAUUCUUCACUUUCUUCCUCUUUAUUUUCGUUACAUCCUUAGCGAUGAAGGCAUGGUUUAGGGCAAUUUCGGCUGCUUGUAAAGCCAGCGCUCCCGCUCAAAGUUUGGCAGGCAUAUCUAUUUUAGCCCUUGGAUUAUACACGGGUUAUACCGUUCCUAAGCCAUCCAUGGUCAGUGCUUUCAAGUGGAUUUCAUAUGUCAACCCUUUGAAAUAUGGAUUCGAUGCUAUUAUGAGCAAUGAGUUCCAUACUAUUAAUGGCGCAUGUUCUCAAAUCAUACCGCGAGGAUCCGUGUACAACCAAGCGCCUCUGGAAAAUCAGGUCUGUACAAUCGUUGGUUCCGAACCAGGGAAGGCAUUUGUAUCAGGGUCACGAUUCCUGAAGCUUUCAUAUGACUACGCGUAUUCCAACAUUUGGACGAACUUGGUUAUUCUUAUAGCCUUCGAAGUAGCCUACUGUAUCGCUCUCUUUAUUCUGACCGAGUAUAACACGCAUUCCGAGGGAGAAACGUCUGUCGUCCUUUUCAAACCAGGCACCAAAAUUUUACUUCCAACUUCUGCCCACGACGAAGAAAAGGCGAUAUCCCAAUCGGUACCUCUCGACAACAAUGAUACGAGUGAGAAGGCAAAACAGCCAUCUCUCCAUCGACCGAUUUUUUCAUGGCAACACCUUCAAUACACAGUGCCCAUAUCUGGUGAGGAAGACAGACGUCUCCUCGAUGAUGUAUCAGGCUAUGUAGUUCCUGGGAAAGUGACAGCGCUCAUGGGAGAAUCUGGCGCCGGCAAAACUACACUACUCAAUGUUCUUGCGGAAAGAAUAACGACUGGUGUGGUAACCGGUGAUAGGUUUGUCAACGGACAGUCACUGCCUCCGGAUUUCCAAGCACAAACUGGCUACUGUCAACAGUUGGACACCCAUGUUCCGUCAGCCACCGUUCGGGAGGCACUGUUAUUUUCUGCGAAGCUUCGGCAGCCGCCGAGUGUGCCAUUAGUUGAAAAGCAGGCCUAUGUCGAAGAAUGCUUGAAGAUGUGUGGACUAGAAGCUUAUGCCGAUGCUUGCGUUGGCUCACUUAGUAUAGAACACCGAAAGCGUACAACAAUUGGCGUCGAGCUUGCCGCAAAGCCCGCACUGCUGCUCUUCUUAGACGAGCCGACGUCCGGCCUCGAUUCACAAAGCGCUUGGGCUAUCAUGUACUUCCUACGGCAGCUGGCUGAUAGCGGACAAGCAAUUCUCUGCACAAUACAUCAGCCCUCGGCCGAACUAUUCCAAGUCUUUGACCGGCUCCUCCUUCUCCAAAAAGGUGGACAAACCGUCUAUUUUGGCGACCUCGGCCCACACUCUUCUACUGUCAUCCGCUACUUUGAGACGCACGGAUCGCGUCCAUGUCUUCCGGAUGAAAACCCUGCGGAAUUUAUGCUCGACGUCAUCGGUGCAGGUGCCACAGCCAAGAGCACGCAGGACUGGCACCAUGUCUGGCGGGAGUCGUCUGAGUUCCAGGAGGUGCAACGGCAGAUCGCUGAUAUUCACACCGCGGGCCGAAUUCACCCGCCCGUGCAAGCAGCAUAUACCCCGACGUCGUGGCUAUACCAGAUGCAUGUUCUUCUCCACCGAAACACCAUUGCUUUCUGGCGGAACCCGACGUACAUCAUGUCUAAGAUGGUUCUUAAUGCUAUCGGAGGACUGUUCAUCGGUGUGACGUUCUAUCACUCGGAGGAUAGUCAGCAGGGAACAUUGAAUAAGAUUUUCGCUGUGUUCAUCCCUACUGUACUCUGUGUCCCGAUGGGCGGCCAGAUACAAGUGCAAUUUGCUAACAUGCGAAGCGUGUAUGAAAUCCGGGAGCGUCCGAGUAAGAUGUACAACUGGAGUGCGCUGGUCACUGCACAAAUACUAGCAGAAGUCCCGUGGGGUAUCUUUGCUUCCAGUUUGCUCUUCUGCACGUGGUAUUGGGCUGUCGGAUUUGAAACCUCGCGGGCUGGGUACACCUAUCUUAUGCUCGGAGUUCUGUAUCCUCUGUAUACGUCAACGUUUAGCCAGGCUAUAGCAGCUAUGGCGCCCAGAGCUGAGAUCGCCACCGUCCUUUUCUCGCCAUUCGUUUCGUUCGUGAUUAUAUUCAACGGCGUCCUUCAACCGUACGGUCUUCUAGGUUGGUGGAAGUGGAUGUACCGUCUCUCCCCAUUUACCUAUCUCCUUGAGGGGAUUAUUGGAUACGCCGCAGGAAACUCUCUUCUAACGUGUUCCUCCCUCGAAUAUGUCACCCUUGUGCCACCGGAGGGCCGAACAUGCAGCGAGUACAUGGACCUCUUUAUCGGCUAUGCAGGCGGUUACCUCCUCGACCCUUCCGCCACAGCCGCAUGCUCUUUCUGCCCCUUCCGCACCUCGGAAGCCUACCUCGAGUCGAACUUCAAUAUCAAAUAUGAUAAUCAUUGGCGCGACAUGGGUGUCUUUGUGGGGUUCAUAGUUUUUAAUAUCAUAAUGGUAUACGUACUGACGUACUUCUUCCGUAUACGCUCGGGUAGCCUUGUUCCCUCUUUUUUGCGACGAAAAUGACGUUGAUAAUUUGCACAUUCUUUUUCUAUCUUUUCCUGACCAUGACGCACUAUCCUCAGAUACAACACACGGACUUGUGUAAUCUCCUUGUACGAAGUAAUGAAAAUACAAGUAAUGCCCAGUUUUAGACUGCAA